AUGCAAUCUGAAUUAGAUUUACUUAGACAAGAAAAUGCUAAACUUAUAAGUGAGAAUGCUUUGCUCCUAGCUAAGAAAGCAGAGCUUAUAGCCAAAAUUAUGGAGUUGGAACAAUCCACAAAAGAAAAUGUUGAGCAUAAGGCUA
Molecule: messenger RNA, 145 nt
Organism: Racocetra fulgida
Lineage: Eukaryota; Fungi; Glomeromycota; Glomeromycetes; Diversisporales; Gigasporaceae
Source: the annotation of a GenBank genome assembly